Messenger RNA from Trichosurus vulpecula (common brushtail), 294 nucleotides. Its product is annotated as cystatin-A-like. The record is from RefSeq and is a predicted model, not a curated record. The transcript is spliced from 3 exons. Gene Ontology annotation, molecular function: cysteine-type endopeptidase inhibitor activity. Gene Ontology annotation, cellular component: cytosol. The coding region runs from base 1 to 294 and encodes 97 amino acids. NCBI's taxonomy places the organism in Eukaryota, Metazoa, Chordata, Mammalia, Diprotodontia, Phalangeridae.
AUGCUUGGAGGCUUAGGUGAAACUAAACCUGCAACUCCAGAAAUCCAAAAGAUAGUUGACAAGGUAAAGCCACAGUUUGAAAAAAAGAGCAAUGAAAAAUAUGACAGCUUUGAGCUUGUAGAGUACAGAAGGCAAGUGGUUGCUGGGACAGUGUAUUAUGUAAAGGUACAUCUUGGGGAUGAUCGAUAUGCACAUUUGAAAAUAUACGAACCUCUCCCUCACACGAAUGAGUCAAUGAAACUGAUGGACUACCAGACUGGCAAAACCAAGGAUGAUGAAGUGGAUUACUUUUAG